Molecule: messenger RNA, 1025 nt
Organism: Lotus japonicus
Lineage: Eukaryota; Viridiplantae; Streptophyta; Magnoliopsida; Fabales; Fabaceae
Product: octanoyltransferase LIP2, mitochondrial
Exons: 2
Coding region: 210-917 (235 amino acids)
Biological process (GO): protein lipoylation
Cellular component (GO): mitochondrion
Molecular function (GO): lipoyl(octanoyl) transferase activity
Source: RefSeq, a predicted model, not a curated record
CUACCAUUACUUUCUCAUCAUCAAUUCAUCACCAUCUUCCACAAUCCAACGUUGCCGCCGGCAAUAAAAUCAACCGUCCGCCACCCUUUGUCGCUCACCUCCGCCGUUCACGCUGCCAUCACCAUGAGCUCCACCUUGUCGCUUUGAACCAAUACAUUUUUAAGUUUUACCUAUCCCAGUUGAAUCCUUCUUCUUCUUCAUUCCAGGGAAUGGCGGUUGUGCGAACUCUUGAGGUCUGGAAACUGGGAGUUGUCAACUAUAUGAAAGCAUUGAAACUGCAGGAAAAGCUGGUUGUGGAUAGAAAAUGUCAUAGGAGAUGUGAUACUCUUGUGUCUCUGCAACAUCCACCUACAUACACUGUUGGCAAAAGACAAACGGUUCAUAAUUUAUUAAUCCCUCACUCGGACUUGGAACGGAUUGGAGCUGAACUUUACCACACACAACGGGGGGGAGACAUUACAUUUCAUGGUCCGCACCAAGCCGUUUUAUAUCCUAUUAUAUCACUUCGCGACUUGGGACUUGGUGCUCGAAGUUUUGUGGAAAAAAUUGAGUUAACUAUGAUUGAAUUGGCGGGUCUAUAUGGUGUGAAAGCUUGUCCUGGACAAGCUGGUGAGACAGGGGUAUGGGUUGGUGAAAGGAAGAUAGGUGCAGUUGGUGUUCGGAUAUCUAAUGGAAUCACUUCUCAUGGGAUGGCAUUUAACAUUGAUCCUGAUUUGAGCUAUUUUAGCCACAUUGUUCCCUGUGGAAUCACAGAUAAAGGAGUGACAUCUUUGAGAAGGGAGACAGAUUGUGAUCUUCCUGCUGAAGAUAUAAUACAGGAGCAAUUGAUCUCAUGUUUUGCAAGAAUCUUUGGCUAUAGCAACCUGAUUUGGAAGGAUGAGGCUUCAAUAUUUUCUGAUAAAAAUGAAACUGAAUGAGAGUUAGCUAUUUUAGCUAACUGAUUGUGUAUAACAAUAUCAUUAUUUCUUAUAUUCUUUUGAAGUAUUUAACCAAUAAAACUCCUGUUUAUGUAUUCUACACACACA